Messenger RNA from Podarcis raffonei (Aeolian wall lizard), 2452 nucleotides. It is a transcript of the gene AJAP1, whose product is annotated as adherens junctions associated protein 1. Lineage: Eukaryota; Metazoa; Chordata; Lepidosauria; Squamata; Lacertidae. The coding region runs from base 725 to 1894 and encodes 389 amino acids. Gene Ontology annotation, cellular component: cell-cell contact zone; adherens junction; plasma membrane. The transcript is spliced from 6 exons. The record is from RefSeq and is a predicted model, not a curated record. Gene Ontology annotation, molecular function: beta-catenin binding.
GCGGUGGCGGCGGCAGCAGCAGCAGCAGCAGCAGCAGCAGCUGAGCCGAGCUGGCGGACGGGCGGACGGACUCCGGGAGCCCCGCCAGCGCUGCCCGGAUGCCGUUGAGCCCGCCGGGGCUGAGCUUGCCCCGCUGAGGACCACGCUGCGGCGAUCCGGCCGUCCCCACUGAACCCAGACGACCCCCUCCCCACCUCGACAAGGCUGACCACUUCCUCCCCCGCUCCCUCCCCAUCCACACAAGAAGGACAUCGGCGUCCCCCCAUCUUUCCAUGGAUCUGGGGGGCUCCCUCGAGGCGCUCUCCCCCCAGCUGGGGGAGGAGUUGGACGGACUGCCCCCCUUGUAGAACCCCCCAAACGACUCCCCCGCCUUCAACCUCAUCUCUUCCCUCCCCGGAGAAAAAAACAAACCCAAACAAACUUGGGUGCACACUUUUGAGGGGGGAAGGAGCGAUGCGGGGUCUGAAAUAAGCAACCGAUCCCCGUUUAAUCCUUAGGGGUUGAAAUAGGGGGAACCGCCGAUACUCCCCCCCCGGAAAAAAAAUCAACCCCCCCCUUUUGGAAACUCUUCCUCUCUCUCUAUUGAUCGCCUCCCUCCCCCUUGAUCCAAACCUGAAAACCCUUCCCUUCCCCUCUUAUCCAGUAACGCCCCCCCAACCAAGCACAGAUGGCUGGGGCUGUGAAAAUUUGAUCCCCCCUUUUUUCUGGGUUCCCAGACGUGACAAUGUGGAUACAUCGGUUUUUAGCUACCAGGUCAGGUUAUCCUGUACGAAGCCAUGCUUGGAUUUUAAUAGCCAUGUUCCGACUUGCCAUGGAUUUCACCUCUUGUGAAUCUUUGGGCCACGGUCAUAGGCCCUUGCAAAGACCGGGUCACCAUGACCGACAUGGAUUCUGGCAUAGUCCUUUGUGGAGUCUUAGAUCCGGGCAGCAGGCCAGGAGUUAUGGGCUUCCGGGGAACCAUGCUUUCCCCUAUUUGGAACGGUCUAAUGGACAGCUGGCCAGUACGUAUCAUUCCAAACGUCUACACAAAGCCACGGACCUCCUCUGGGAAAAUGGGCACCCCGAGCACUUUGUGCCCGCCAGAUCAGACCCUUCUCUGGCAGACGGGAGUACAGCAUACCAGACUUACUUGAGGAGGAGGAAAAGGUACCUCCGGGCGAUUGGCAAGCCCACUCCAGAGACCGAGGUGAUUGUCUGGGGGUCCACAAGCCCUUUGGAAACCCUGGAGAGCUUCUCGGGAAUUUAUGGCAGUGCCACCACCAUCUCUGUUUUGCGACACAAGACCACCACCAUCUCCACCACCACCACCACCACGAUCACCACCACAACUGCAGCUUCCACGACGGUUCAGCCAGAAGGACCUGGCCCUGGGAUUGGCACACCCAAGAACAACCCCGGUGUGAUUAGCACAAUGGUACCACCUGCCACUUCUGAUGGGAACAGAAAAGAGGUUGGUGCCCCUCCGCCCAAGAUCCCAGGAGACACUUCAGGUCUGGCCGUCCAUCAGAUUAUCACCAUCACCGUCUCCCUCAUCAUGGUCAUUGCUGCUCUGAUAACGACGCUCGUCUUAAAAAAUUGUUGUGCCCAGAGUGGGAACACGAGGAGGAACAGCCACCAGCGUAAAAUCAACCAGCAGGAAGAGAGUUGUCAGAAUCUGACGGACUUCACCCCAGCCAGAGUCCCUAGCAACCUGGAUAUAUUCACGGCCUACAAUGAGACGCUACAGUGUUCCCAUGAAUGUGUGAGGACGCCAGUGCCGGUCUACGCGGAGGAGACAAUACUUCCCCCAGGGGAUUAUAAAACAUCCUUCAAUGGAAAUAGACCCUCCUCCUCUGAUCGGCAUCUAAUCCCUGUGGCCUUUGUGUCUGAGAAAUGGUUUGAAAUCUCCUGUUGACCAGCCGAAGUCUGUUUUAUUUCCUGGGGGCAGGGCAGACGCCAUGUGUCCAUUUCCUGGAUUCCAUUGGUGAACCUGUAAAAAAAAAAAAAGGAAAGGGUUACCUAUACCUACCAUUUGUGUUUACUGAUGGAAGACUCAAAGAACAGCCAAAUAUAUUUUUAUAUAAUAAAAAAAGGGAUUUGCCCCUACGAGUGAUUGAAUUUUCGAGGAGUGCAUUAUUUUUCAUGGGAGAAGAUGGUCGCGGGUGGGGUCUGGGGUGGGGAGAGAAUAAACUUGCAAGCAAAGAUGGAAGAAAGAAGAUGGAAGCCAGCCAAACAGAGCCAUGGCUUCAGUCUGGGACAUGUGUGGACUGUGACUCUAUUUUUGAACCUGUGCCAAUAAUACCAUAAUGUGCCAUGAUUCGCCUGGGGGAAACGUCUUCAGAAGGUGACGCAGAACGGAAUACAUGUCAAAAAGAAAAAAUAUAUAUAGUGAAAGCAAGGGUGGGAAAUAUCUCUUCUAAUAAAGUCAGUAUUUCUGGUUACUAUACAUAUUAUAUAUAUAUAUAUAUAUAUA